Arachis ipaensis is the source of this 906-nucleotide messenger RNA. The record is from RefSeq and is a predicted model, not a curated record. Lineage: Eukaryota; Viridiplantae; Streptophyta; Magnoliopsida; Fabales; Fabaceae.
AUGGGAGAGCUAGCUCCAAGACAGCAGCAAGUGGAAAAGAGCUUUACACCUCAACUGCCAUACCCCCAAAGAUUCAAUAAAGAAACCAAGGAUCAACACUUCCAUAAAUUCCUUGAGGUUUUCAAGAGGCUGGAGAUAAACAUCCCUUUGGCUGAGGCAUUGGAGCAGAUGCCUCUAUAUGCGAAAUUCCUGAAAGAUCUCAUCAAUAAGAAGAGAAGUUGGCAUGAGAAAGAAACUAUAUUGCUCACUGAAGAAUGCAGGGCAUUAAUUCAAAAAGGGCUUCCACCCAAACUUGAAGACCCUGGAAGUUUCUUUCUGCCUUGUACCAUUGGAAAAUUGAUCAUCAACAAGGCAAUGUGUGAUUUAGGGGCAAGUAUCAACCUAAUGCCCUCUUCUUUGGUGAAAAAGCUUUGUAUAGAGGAAGUGAAGCCAAUACAAAUGUCUCUGGAACUGGUGGAUAAGUCAGUGAUAUGUCCCAGGGACUUUGUGGUCUUAGACUCAGAUGAGGAUGAAGGUGAUUCUAUUAUACUAGGGAGACCAUUCUUGGCCACUGCUAGGGCCAUUAUAGACAUGGAGCAGGGAGAGCUGACCCUCAGAAUGCAUGAUGAAAGCAUCACCUUGAAUGUCUUUCUAGAGAGACAGCUCAGAGAUGAAAAGAAAAACUGCAUAGAAAUUGACAAAGAAGACUUACAGUGGAAGGAAGGAACUAGCAAGGAAAUCAUUGAUUAUUUUCCAAGACAAGAAACAAACAACACAGUAAGGCAAAAGGAGAAUGAGACUGUGCAAGGCGAAGAGGGAAAUCAAGAAGAAAUUGAAGUGUUAACCACUGAGAAGAAAAGCCCUAAGGUAAAGCCUACUGUCAAGGAAGAAGGAUCAACAAAAAGAAGAAAGAAAAGCAAGAAAUAG